CAACUCGAUCAUCCCGAUCACCCAAAUUCCCCGAUCAGGCCCGACCAUGCUCGACUAAAGGCGAAUACACGACUUCUUCUCGACCUCUUGUCGAUCACACACGAUUUCCACACGAUUAUUCACGACUCCUUCACGACGUCAACCCGACCACCUUUCCGAUUUCCGCUCGAUCAUCCCGACCUUUACACGAUCCCUACACGAUCUCAACUCGACCUACUGGAUCUCUGCUCGAUCGGUGUCAGAUCUUUCCCCGACCCGAUCGUCAUAGUCGUACUCGAGUCGUAGAAGGUCGUGAACAGUCGUGUACCAAAACUUUUAGAAUAAAAACUUCAAACAGUGUUGAUCAUUAUCACUUCAUCCUGAAACUUCAUGGUAUAUGUUGUGUCCAGCAUAGUAUACAUAUUUAUGGAGAUUGAGCAGUUGCAGAUGUGGGCCAGAUGGUUAGAGCUCCAGAGAGACAGGGCCAUUGCAGUGCUAGAGUUGGAACAAGAGGAAGAGGCUGAGGGUCGUAGGCAUAGACGUAGGCGACAAAUGCGCAGGAAAAUAUGGAUGAAGCAGUGGCUUGCACGACGACCCCUGUAUGGGCAUUAUGAGCAACUGCUACAGGAGCUAAACAGGGAAGACCCAAAAGGAUACAAAAAUUUCCUAAGGGUAGACGCUGAUAUGUUUGGGGAGCUUGUUGAUCGCAUAUCACCCAGAAUUCAGAAAAAGAACACCAACUUCAGGGAAGCCCUGGAGCCUGGAUUGAAGUUGGCGGUCACUCUUCGUCAUCUCGCAACUGGAGCCUCGUAUUCAGACUUGAUGUACUCAUUCCGAGUGGGAAGUAACACAAUAAGUAAAUUCGUCCCUGAAGUUUUGGAUGCUAUAAUACAGGAGUACUCUGAAGAGGUUUUGCCAGACGUCGUCACUGCUGAACAAUGGCAGCAGAUUGCAGAUGACUUCCGAACCAAGUGGAAUUUUCCUCAUGUCUGCGGGGCUCUUGAUGGUAAGCACGUGAGGAUAAAGAACCCGAAGAACUCUGGAUCUCUGUUCUAUAACUAUAAAGGCUUCUUUUCCAUAAUACUACUCGCACUCGUAGACGCAAACUACAAAUUCAUCUGGGUAAGCGUUGGUGCUAAUGGCAGUGCAUCCGAUGCCCAGCUAUUCAAUAACACUGAACUCAGAACCAUGCUAGAAGAAAACAACCUUGGUUUGCCUGACCCUGAUCCACUGCCUGGCGAUGACAUGAACACCCCAUACUUCCUCAUUGGAGAUGACGCCUUCCCGUUGAGAACUUGGAUGAUGAAGCCAUACUCCAGACGCAACUUGACCAACGAGGAGCGCAUAUUCAAUUACAGGUUGUCCAGGGCUAGACGAGUGGUAGAAAACGCCUUCGGUCUUCUCGCUAUGCGGUUUCAGUGCCUACUUGGCUGCUUGAACCAGAUGCCCGAAACCGUUGACUUGAUUAUUCUUGCAUGUGUCACACUGCAUAACCUUAUCAGCAUACGGUACCCUGCCAUUGCAAGACUGGCCGUCGACCAAGAGGACGAGCAUAACCAAUUAGUACCUGGUGAAUGGCGCCAAGGAAGACAGUUGGCUGAUGGUGAUCGGACCCAUGGAAGAAAUGUGGUGACAUCCGCUGGGGUCAGUCAGAGGAACUACAUUAAACACUACUUCAACUCCCGAGCUGGUUCAGUUGAGUGGCAACAGAAUAUGAUUUAGUGUGUUAGUUACUUUGGAAAGAUAUUUUGAUGAAGUGUAUAACCUAUAUGAUGCGAGUAUGCACAAGUUAUGUAGUUAUUAAAGUGAUUUCCGAUAUGUUUAAGUAUAUUAUAGUAAGUCAUCUUCUAUUUGGAUAUGAUAGUUUCCAUGAUAUGUUUGUUAAUGGAGGAAAUAAGCUUCAAGUAUACAUGUAUAUACAAUAGAGUUGAUUGUUUGUUUCUUGAUUUUAUGCCCUUUUUCGAAGUAUUUCAAUCAUAUCACGGUGGUGAGUUAACUUAGAACAUGACCUAAGUCGGCAACAAGAAAUAGCCACAUACCAGUAAUUUACAACUUUCAUUUAUAGUUCACCCUAGUUU
Messenger RNA from Mya arenaria, 2057 nucleotides. Its product is annotated as putative nuclease HARBI1. NCBI's taxonomy places the organism in Eukaryota, Metazoa, Mollusca, Bivalvia, Myida, Myidae. The transcript has 3 exons. The record is from RefSeq and is a predicted model, not a curated record. Bases 370 to 1701 code for a protein of 443 amino acids.